GUGACAUUACAGGUCAACGGGGCCAAUCUCAGCUCCAUACACAUGAUUGGUGUCAGUUUAGGGGCCCACAUUUCAGGUUUCACUGGGGCCAAUUUUAAUGGAAGAAUUGGCAGGAUAACAGCGCUGGAUCCAGCAGGGCCGGAGUUUAACGGUCAGCCCCCCAGCGAGCGUCUCGACCCGUCUGAUGCCCAGUUCGUGGAGGCCCUGCACACAGACAUGGACGCGUUGGGCUAUCGUGAUCUUCUGGGUCACAUCGACUAUUACGCAAACGGUGGAGCGGAUCAGCCUGGAUGCCCCAGAACCAUCUUUUCAGGCCUCUGUGUCGCUAUGAUCUUCUGCUGGAGGAGAAUAAAGAUGUGACGUUCAGACCGAUUCCCUGUGAAGACUCGAACGUCUGAACCACCCGCUGGCUCUCUCGGUCAGUUACUGAAGCGGCUGUCAUUAGUCUUUAACUCAAAACGAUCUGAAGCGGUUCCUCUCGGGUCAGCGUCAGUGUUGUCUUCCAGAGUCCCUUCAGAAUUGUUUGUUUUAUUCUCUUCAUGAAGGGACAGCUACAUUUGUUUUUAUGUAAAGUAAAUAAAUAUUUUCGUAAAUAUAUUUUUUUCUUGUUUUUGCCUCUUUAUGUCAGUGAUAUUUAUGGUAUUACUUUAAUUUUCUUUGUUUUAACGCUGUUGUUACCAGUGUUUUUCCUACAGGACCCCUUUUUACAUCACUCCACUUCUUGGCUUUCUGCUCACUGCCUUUAAAAUUAAAUCAUGAUAUACCCAUGCAUGUAUAAAUAUUAUAGCAAUGUUAAUACAUUUCAUAACACGCUACCAUUUAAAAUUUGGGGGUGCAGUAACUUUGUUACGUUUUUGUUUGUUUGUUUUCAGUUGAUCAAAAGAGACUUUUACAUUGUUACAGAAAAUUCCAUUUUUAAAAAAAUGCAAGUUCUUCCUGUUCAUCAGGCUUCUGAAUAAAUGUAUCAUUAAG
Sinocyclocheilus grahami is the source of this 972-nucleotide messenger RNA. Its product is annotated as lipase member H-like. The record is from RefSeq and is a predicted model, not a curated record. Lineage: Eukaryota; Metazoa; Chordata; Actinopteri; Cypriniformes; Cyprinidae. Gene Ontology annotation, biological process: lipid catabolic process. The transcript is spliced from 4 exons. Gene Ontology annotation, molecular function: glycerophospholipase activity. The annotation marks the transcript as partial.